Anguilla rostrata (American eel) is the source of this 4227-nucleotide messenger RNA. It is a transcript of the gene blvra, whose product is annotated as biliverdin reductase A. The coding region runs from base 272 to 1150 and encodes 292 amino acids. The transcript has 7 exons. Gene Ontology annotation, biological process: heme catabolic process. NCBI's taxonomy places the organism in Eukaryota, Metazoa, Chordata, Actinopteri, Anguilliformes, Anguillidae. Gene Ontology annotation, molecular function: biliverdin reductase [NAD(P)H] activity; zinc ion binding; nucleotide binding. The record is from RefSeq and is a predicted model, not a curated record.
UGAUGGCGGACACGUUAUUGGGCUGAAGCUUGCUUGGUCGGUGCGUCAUGCUAGGCUAUCACUAGCACAUAAACUUUUCCUUCUGUCGUCAAUCCUCCUCCCACCCCCCCUCGAGCAAUGUCUUCAUAGUGUCCACCCGGUUGACAAUUUAUUUAUUAAGCGCACUGGGCUAGUAUCAUUUCUCUGACUUGCCUGUCGUUAUAACAAGCCAGCAAGCAGCAAGCUGUCCACUCCUGGAAGAGCGAUACACCGACAGAGAGAAAGGGAAAGCAUGCUUGGCGCGGUGGUGGUGGGCAUUGGGAGGGCAGGACAGGCGCGAAUGAGGGACCUCCUGGCCCCCCUGCCCUCCAGCCCUGCUGAGAAACUGGUCCUGAAGGGCUUUGUGUCCAGGAGGACUCUGGACGAGCAGCAGGCAGUGAAGCAGAUCUCUCUGGAGGAUGCACUGAACCGGCAGGACAUUCAGGUGGCCGUGGUGUGCACGGAGAAUGCCAGCCACGAGGACCUCAUUCGGAAGUUCCUGGAGGCGGGGAAGCACGUGUGCGUGGAGUAUCCAAUGGCGCUGAGCCACACCGUUGCCAAGGAGUUGUGGGAACUGGCUGAAAAGAAAGGGAAGGUGCUUCACGAGGAGCACAUCGAGCUGCUGACGGCUGACUACAAGCAGCUGAAGAAGGACUUGGCGGGCAAGAGCCUUCAGGAGGGCACCCUACACUUCACAGGUGGACCCGCGCCGGAGGGCUUUGGGUUCCCCUCCUUCAGCGGCCUGUCGCGGCUCACCUGGCUGGUGGACCUGUUCGGGGAGCUGGCGGUAACGGGGGCCAGCCUGACGGAGGACAGGGAGAACGCGUACAGCAAGCUGACCGUGCAGCUGCUCACCUGCGAUCAGAGGCCCCUCACCUGGUUGGAGGAGCGCGGUCCCGGCUUGCGUCGGGCCAAAAGCAUCAGCUUCCGCCUGGACUCGGGCGCGGUGGUGGACGCGCUGCCGGCCGCGCCCCGGGAGCCCGUGGGCCUCUUCAUGCAGGACCUCGGCCUCUUCGCCCAGAAGCUGCUGGGGCAGGUCCCCGCCGCGCAGCUGCAGGCCGAGCGCCGGCGCGUCCUGCACUGCCUGGAGCUCGCCCAGCGCGUCCAGGAGCUGGCCGAGGCGUCCGCGUAGAGCUGCGCUCUGUUUCAGCAUCCCCUGGCCUUGGCCGUGUCCGAAACAGCACUCUUGCCUACUAUUGAGUAUACAAGUCGCCUACUAUGGAGUAUACAAGUUGUCUACUAUGGAGUAUACAAGUUGUCUACUAUGGAGUAUACAAUUUGCCUACAAUUUGCUCUGGAUAAGAGCGUCUGCUAAAUGCCUGUAAUGUAAUAUUGAGUGUACAAGUGGUCUACUAUGGAGUAUACAAGUUGUCUACUAUGGAGUAUACAAUUUGCCUACAAUUUGCUCUGGAUAAGAGCGUCUGCUAAAUGCCUGUAAUGUAAUAUUGAGUGUACAGGUGGUCUACUAUUGAGUGUACAAGUGGCCUACUAUUGAGUAUACAAGUUGUGCACAAGUUGUAUGCAGCUUGUAUGCUCAAUAGUUGGCGCGUGUGCUGAUUCGGGCACGGCCCUUGUCUCGUGCCAUAAUGUGCUAACGUGCUAACGUGCCAGUGUUUUCGAAGAGCUGCUGGAUUUGGAGUGGGAAUGGGUAGGCAGAAGUCUGGCCACCCCUGGUCAAACUUGUGCGUUCUGUUAAUUUUUUAAGUGAAAAGAAAUUAACGUCUGCAGGGAACAAAAUUUUAAAGAUGACACACUAUUUCCGUAAUUUUUAUGUACAGUAACGUGCAUAUUCUGUAGUUAUGUGUGUCCUGGUUCAAGCGAUGGUCCUGUCCCGCCUGGACUACUGCAACUCGCUGCUGGCUGGUCUGCCAGCAUCCGCCAUCAGACCCCUGCAGCUCAUCCAGAAUGCUGCAGCGCGUCUGGUCUACAACCUCCCCAGACAUUCCCAUGUCACCCCCCUGCUCACUGACCUCCACUGGCUGCCUGUUAUGGCUCGCAUCAAAUUUAAGACCUUGGUGCUUGCAUACUAGGCAGCUAAGGGGUCAGCAACAGGAUACAUCCAGAGGAUCAUCAGACCCUACACACCAGCCAGACCUCUCCGUUCUGCCACCUCUGGACGCUUGGCACCUCCCCCUCUUCGCGUCUGCACUUCCCGCUCCCGUCUGCUGUCUGUCCUGGCCCCUCGCUGGUGGAAUGACCUCCCCGUGGCAGUCAGAACAGCCGAGAAUCUGACUACCUUCAAACACAGACUCAUCUCUUCAGGCUGCACCUCUCCCCACCCCUCUCUAGCCUAUAGUUUAGCUCAAUGUACCUAGUUGGGCUAAUACGAUUACGCUAGUUUGUACUUGGCAGGAUUGUUGUUUGCUGAACAGGUUACUCUACAGGGUUGGAGUCCUGACCUAUGUGGUCACUUCUGGCACUACGAUCUUUACUUCACUCUAGUGUGUUUCUUUUGCACCUCUGCACCUUGAACUGAUGCACUUGUUGUACGUCGCUCUGGAUAAGAGCGUCUGCUAAAUGCCUGUAAUGUAAUGUAAUGUAGUUUUGUUCACUGAAAGAGGCUGUGUUAACUUCUUUUCACUUUGAGAGUCAAGCACACAUGUAGUUUGAUCAGGGGUGCCCAAACCUUUGCUUACCACUAUAUUGCACUUUUUCCCCCCCAUAAUUUCAUGUUUCCUUAGUGUCCUUAACCUUCAAUAAUGAGGUGCUCUUUGUUAAAGCACCAUUAUUUUUUUUCUCUCAGCUAAUAUUGCUUUAUUUUUUUAAUUCUAUUUAUUGGCCUAAUGAACUCAUUAUACGAGUAAAAAUCAUAAAUGCAAAAUAUUCUGUGCCAUUGUCUUUCAAUUAAGUGCGCAACUGCCUCAAUCAAGUUCCAUUCUGUGCUUGCUAGCGGGUGGUCAAGAGUCCAAACCAUGUGACCUUGCCUUUCAUGAUCUGUAGGUCAACCAAUCAGGCUUCAUUUUGUAUAAAGCCAUUGAUGGUCAUGUUGUCAUGCAGUUCUUUACCCGCCUUGUUUGUGCCUACUUGGUAAAUGCUGCAAAAUUAUUUUUCCAUUCCCCGUUUACUGGGGGUUGAAUGAGAUGUAGAGGGUGUGUGUGCAACCCCCUUGUGAUGUCCUGUGAUUGUACCAUGUUGCCUUCCCUGUUUCUGUCGUAAGAGGGGUACAAAAGAAUUUGGGAAGUAUUUCACGAAGUAGGAAUACUGAGCUGGCUGGACAACUGUGCCUGUUAAAACGAUAACAGCUCUUUUUCUACUUCAGUCCAUGUUACAGAUUUGCAAGGGUUCUGGGUUUUACUCAGUGCAGUUAUCCAGCUAACUCGGUAAUCCUGGUUCAUGAAGGGUCCUGGAUUACUGAGUUAGCUGGAUAACUGCACUGAGUAAAACCCAGAACAGCUUCUUUUUUUUUCACUUCAGUCAAUGUUCCGGAUUUGGAAAGGUUUCGGGUCUUACUCAGUGCAGUUAUCCAGCCGACUCUGUAAUGCUGCUUCUUGAAACAGGGCCCUGUUCAAGCGUGGAGACAGUCUGCUGCUUAAAAUACUGCACCUGCUCCCUCCUGCAUCGACGUAUGUGGCCGUUGUAGCAGUUCAGUACUGCGCUGAAUUAUGAUGUUUCAAGAAUUGAAAUGAAUGUCCUCUUUAGCUACUUUCAGUUGUACCUUGAGUUUCAAGACUUGCAGCAGUAGUGAAAAUUGCGAUUAAAUUUUUUAAGGCUGUUUUAGUGUGAUGCCUUCUGUCACCCCAGCCCCCCCCCCACCCCCCCACCCCACCUGAAAUUUGGAAUUCAUAGUUGGUUGAUGUUGUCCCAGGACUAUAGUCUGAUAUCUGACACCUUUUAAAUUAAAAAUCGUUUACAUGGAUAAUGAAAAUAUUCAGUCGUCUAGUGUGUCCCCCGUGUGUCGAAUGUGUGCUUUAAUAAAUUACAGUCCUAAAUUAUUAUGCACCUUGCGGUGAAAGAGUAUGUUGUUUCCAAGGCUGCUCAACUGAAAUGUAGCCCACAUCAAUUAAAGAUAAGCACAUGUUUUUGAAGAAAACAAUAAUCCAAGAAUUGGACAUAAGGGUGUGUGUGUGUGUGUGCGUUCCUGUGUGCGUGCGUGUGUGUAAUAGCAUCUUCAUAGUUCAUAUCAUUUGAGUGCGACUCAUUUUCUGUUAACAUUUCGUUACGCUUGAAAGAUUGUUCUCCACGGUAAAUAAACAGCGUCUAUUCAGGUGA